CUUCCUAGCGUUCCAUCUCCUGAGGGCAGCAUGCAGAAUCUGCAUCCGUAUUCGUUUGAAGUCUCGACACCCGGGGAGAAUCCAGACGAAGGGUCCUCUCAGACGAGUAGAAGUUUUGGUUCGCCUGCUGGUGUGUAUUCAAUCGUGAGCUCAUUGGAAGCGUUUUUGACAACAGGCGAUCUCUCUCUGACUGGAAAGGUCAUUCUUGAAAAUGGAAAGGCAGACUUCGUAGAUCUCAGCACAAUUGCUCGAAGCGUCUCCCGUCAACGGAGUGGCAGUGUCGUGAUGAUAAAACCAGAAUCCGGAUUGACCUUGGUGCCAUGGAAGGCGAAAAAAGCCUCGCAAGUAACACAGCAGCCUAUCUCAAGAUGCGCCUCUCACCGAGAAUCGUCCAAAGACAAAAUUAUGUCGGGCGAAGAUUUUGUGAUGGGGUUGACCUGUCGAACCAGUGGCAUGCACAUUCCUCUGGGGUUCGGCUACGUGGAGCAGUUGGCCCAUCUGUGUGCUGCUAAUAACCGGCCAGGAGGGGAUCUACAUGCGGGAGAUACGAGUGAAAACUUGCAGAUUGAAGAAGAACAAGGUGACGGCAGCAGUGUCGAUGCUGCAGAGGAUCAUGGACUUUCUAUCGGAGACCAGCAAAACUACGAGGCGACUCCACGUCGUUUGGACUAUGUUUUCCAGUCGCGGCGUUACGGAAGUCGGCGAUGGUACGGCAUUCGCAUUAGCCCCGACAAGCAAAUGGGCGCACUCGUAGUGCUAAACCAGACAUCGCACGAACUUUUGGACACCAAGAUAACUGCCCCUGCCGCUGGAAGGGCAGGUGAAGUUUCGUUCAUCGAGAAAGAUAAUCAAGACAAUGAUAUGACGAGAGAAAAGUUGUCAGUAGCUGUUGAACGAAAGUCUGUACUAGAGAACAAAUCUUACGUGGAGUUGAAGGCGUUAGAUUCAGACUCAGAAGAUCCAGACCUAUUAAGUUCGCACAACAGUGCUAAAACUUGCUGUUCUUCUCACGAGAGACUAUGUACAACUAGCAGACAUAAAGCUCCAUGUAAAAGGCCAAAAGAUCGAGUUUCGUGGCGCUUUGUUUCUCAGCUUGCCUUCGAGUCAUACGAUAUCAAUCAAGAUUCUUCUAAUUUCACAACCCCAAUAUCUUUGUCUCAAGCAGCAAUGGAUUACAACGCGACCGCAGCUGCUCUACUAGAGACCCAGAAUGAGACGAGAACCAUACACAGUAAAGUGUAUAAGAGAACCAUCGUUUUCGAUCCUAUAGGAUCAUAUUUGCUACUCUCUACAGAUGUCUAUGAAGGUAUACGCCACAAAGUCAUGAAUUCAGUCAAAUUCACAGCUUUUGGCAUUGGUGGGAGGUAGACGAGCUGACACAGAUUCUGUCACAUGUGAAGACGCUCUUCGCGCUCCAUUCACUCUUACAGGCUACUUCCGCUAACGCUAAGGUUUUUUGUUGUUCCCGCUCUCGAAGUAUGUAGGAUUUUCAUACCCCACCUCGCUCUCGCUGC
Amoebophrya sp. A25 is the source of this 1514-nucleotide messenger RNA. The record is from the annotation of a GenBank genome assembly. NCBI's taxonomy places the organism in Eukaryota, Dinophyceae, Syndiniales, Amoebophryaceae.